AUGCCAGGAGUCCUGAGUCCCCAAUGGUCCCAGGUCCCACGAUACCGUUCUCUGGAUGAAUGUACAGAUGUUUCAAGAAAAUUUUCCACCUGCAACAUUAUGCCUUGUCCUACUCUACAUCUCCCCGUCACAAACAACGCAUCUAUUGAGGUUUUAAAGUUUCCUAAAAUAGUUCCAUCGAAUUACACACUUUCUGAGUGGCCAACAUGGGGCUCAUGCAUCGAUGUUUCUGGAACUGGGGGCAAAAAGGGUGAGAAGUUAAGGUCCCGGGAUUGUCUGGACGAUAUGGGUGUGGUGGCCGACUGGAAUGCCUGUAACUGUUCUUGUCCAAAUAACGAGACAAGCACAUGCUUUCUACCUGUUGACGGAGUCUGGGGCUCGUGGGGUAGCUGGAGCUGCGUUAACAAAGAGUUUUACAGAGUCAGAAAAUGUAACGACCCAGCUCCGGCUUAUGGCGGCAAAAACUGUGACGGAGACUUCGACGACAAUAACGCAACUAAAUACCGUGAUGGAGCAUGGACAGCUUGGUCUAAUUACUCUUCAUGCUCUGUCCCAAUUGGCCAUGGAGUUAAAAACAGAACCAGGGAAUGUACGAAUCCCAGUCCUUGUGGGGUUUUAGCCAGUUACUGUCCAGGAAGUAAUACAUCUGAUGCCGAAUGUGAAGAGUUCCCACCAUGUUUAGAGGGAUCAGUUUUUGGAGGGAAUUAUAUGACAAAAGAUGAUCCUUUAGUACUGUAUUCGUCAGCCAAUAUAGAGAUUCUGCCAAAAACACAAAUAACGUGUGUUUUGCCAAACCUUUACAAAAACUGGACUUUGUACUUGUGCGAUGAACACUCUGAAAACGAGACUCUGACCUAUAUGGCAGAAGCAUCACUCUUUCAGAUACGCCCGGGGGCGUUCCCGUUUGGCCUGUAUAGACUUUUUGUAAGAAUUGAGUAUUACCCAGGGUCGUAUGAGUUUGUGGAGGGAUACAUGUACUUCAAACUGCAGUUGCCUCCCCCUAACGUCAUCAUUCAGGGUGGGUCGGGGAGAAUGUCGGGUCCCGGGAAAACCACGCUUGAUGCCUGGAGUGGAUCUUAUGAUCUUACAAAGGGACCCGGGUACAGGGAUGGUCUGAAGUUUUCGUGGAGUUGUCUGGAAUUUCCGACGGAUUCCUUAGAAAUGUUGAUGACAUUUGUUAUUCCCGAAUCUUUCACAUUCUUAGCUAAUGUAACAGUAUCGUGGGAUUAUAUACAAAGCCUAGCUGUAAUGUCUGAUACAUAUCUUAACCUUGCCAGUCAGACAAAUAUUAUGUAUUUUAAUAACACUUACAGAUAUUUAAACUUAACAAAUAUUACCAAUCCCCAAAGCUGUGAAGAUUAUUCAGCAUUUACAAGGAAGAAAAACAGAAUUCCCAAUCCGUGUUUCCUCGACAAUGUGAUGAGCGCCGAACUUUAUUACUUGCUUCAAGAUUUUACCAGCAAUAACUAUAUUCAAGAAAUAUUAGCCCAUAGAGAAGUUGCACAAAGAGGCUAUACAGAUAUAAAGAAUGGUUUACCAUUGCUUAAACUAGAGCCAAACAUUACAAUCCAGGAAACAGAUAUGAUAGAGACAGAAUUCUUGCCAAGUAUGAAAUCUCUGAUCAGACAUUUACGAAUUAUGACGGAUGUUUUGACAGAAUUAAAUCGGUUAAUGUAUGGAUUUCCCAAGGAGAAUUUUACCAUCUCGACACUUCGUGAUUUCGACAAACAUCUCGUGGAUCUGACAACUGAGGCAGAAAUAAUUUCAAGUUUUAAUAUCUCAGAUAUGAUGGCAUGGGAAGCUGAAGCCUGGAACCUUGUGAUCAAGCUGUUUGAAAACAGUCAGUGUACGUCUUUCUCGGAGACUACCACGGGCUUUGCGGAAGUGGUCACUGAUCCGAAUCAUCAGACCAAAGCUGUAGGGUAUAUCGUCUCCGUCAAAGUAACUAUCCUGGACGCUGAAAACAUUUAUCAACAAAGAAUCCAGAUCGUAUUUCCGAAUUCUAGCUCUAUUACUUAUUCCAGCGAUACAUUUCCUGAUAUAAACAUAGAAUGCUUGUUGAAUUGUAAACCUAAAGUGGCCACAUCUCUAGUAAUGUCCUUACGAGCAGAGUGUAUAACAUGUUCUGCCAGCGAUCUAGCGAAGAUUGUGUAUAGCUGGAAGUUACUGGAAUUCGAUCCAACAACAAGAACAACCAGCAAAAUAAACGACUGGGAAGACUGGUUAGAAACAGAUCCAUCAGAACAGAAAUUCUUCGUCAAAGCCAAUUCGUUCCGUCGUUUGUCGUAUUACAUGCUGACGCUGAGGAUGAACAUAUCAGACGACAGGUGGGCAGAAAUACGGAUGAUUCUGGAGACGACGGAACCUCCGUAUGACGGAUACUGUAGAUACGAUACGACCAAAGAUGGUAAGCAAUUAGUGGUCAUUAAUGCAUGGAAAGAUGAAGGGUUUAGAAAGCAGAAAAAUAAAGAAAUAGACUGGAAGGAACAGAUCAGUUUUCGGUUAUUCCAGGAAGAUUCCCAAACCCAGGAGAAGACGCUCCUAUACCAAGGCAAUGAAAGGUACAUAGAGGGCAUUUAUUUCAACUAUGGACACGAAGAAGAUAAUUGGUUAAUAAAUACAUAUGCGGAGGUACUAGAUGUCUUUGAUGAUUUUACAACUUGUACUUUUCAUCCUAUCGCGGUCUAUUCCCCAAUGAUGGCCAUGAGCGUGGAAGACUAUCUACAAAAUUCACAGGCACUGAUAGAAACUGCAAUUGAACAAGAGGAUGUGGGUCUGGUUUCCAUGGCAGUAGAAACAACUAUCAGUACCACCAAUCGGGAGUCUCUUCCACCGCCGAGUUUGAUCGACACGCUGGUGGAAGACCCGGGAUCGUGGAGUAGUGUGGGUGACAACACCACAUUUGAAAACCUCUUUCAAGAACUAACCUACGUCCCAGAAGAUGUUAACUCUACCCUCGAGUUACUCACAGAGGGAAUGAAGAAUAUGACAAACCUUCUUUCAACGUCUACAAGUUCACUAAGAAUAGACACCACGGUUCGACAAAGACAAAUGGCAUUUUCCUCGGGAUCUGCUAUGGAGAAGAAGCAACUGGUCACCAAAGAAGUUAUGGCCACAGCGCUGAAUGCAACGAAUGACGUAAUUGGUAACUUCAUCAACACAUCCAAAGAAGCUAUGUUUCCUGUAUAUGAAGAUUAUCUAUCUACAUCAGAAGCUAUCCUACGAUCAGUGGAUAAUCUUCUGAAUGUUUUGAUUCCAAAACUAAGUCCAGACAUUCCAGAUACAGGUGACAUUGACGAAAUAGCAAAAGAGUAUGCCGCUUCAGAUCUCAUUAACAGUUACGAUGGAACCGGGUUUUCACCACAAGAGAGAGCUCUCUUUACUUCAAUGUCUGUGGCAUCAUACAGGGAGAAAUUAAACUCCUCAGUCGAUAUGGCGAGUAGAACUGUCCCAAGCAUGCAGAACUCCAUUGUCGAGCUUGGCACUGUACUAAAGGAGAUUACACAUAGGAAACAGUUUGAAGUAGAAGUCACUCGACCAGGAUUAACAACAAGUAUGGAAAAACUCCGAGUUGACCAGGAGAUUGACAGGAAAGAUUUAAAAAUCAAAUUGGACGUCAGUAAUACAAAUCAAGAGUUUCUGCAGGUUACCAAAUACUCAAAAACACCUUUCAUAUGGGAUUCAGAAGCAAAAAACAUACAGUCACCCACAGUUCAUAUUGUUCUGGGCGACCAAACUAAACUCCCUUCCAUAAAGACCAAGUUCAGCGUAUCUCCUUCGGUGACGAAAAGAGACGUCGUUUUAGCGUUCCCUGACGAUCCAGAAGAGUCCAGCUCACAGACUUUUUCCUAUAAAAUAUGGUGGAGGAAUCCGUUGGAUAAUUUGGUCUUUAGUGUGGAAUGUGACAACAGUACGAUGAAUACAACAUCACAUGUAGUGUAUGUCAAAAAAGACAGAAUCCCUACCGCCGGUAACCACGGAUGGUCGAAGGUGAUUGUCCCCAGUGACUGGACUGAUGUUGGUUUCUCGUGUCUGCUUCCAAUCAAUUUCUGCCCUGGACCAUGCUUGAUCUAUUUUUCAGUCCAUGUUGCAUCCAUUCCCAAACCAAGGACUUCUAGGCGUCGCCGAUCUGCUUACAACGGCACCUCAACUGCAACUUACCGUAUUAGUGGCUGGACCACAGGGUGUCGAGUGUGGGAUGGGGGCAAAUGGGAUAAAACGUCAUGCCAGUUAACUUCGGAAACUAAUGGUAAAGAGACGGUUUGUGAAUGCAAAAAUCCUCCAGGAGAUAACUUUGCCACAUCCUUCUUUGUUCCACCCAAUUCUAUCGAUUUUUCCACGGUCUUUGAUAAAUUUGACAUUUUGGGAAACGGCGCAGUGUUUGGUACAGUUACGGCUAUCAUUGUACUUUAUCUUAUUGGUCUUCUGAUAGCGCGGCGUUAUGACAAGAAAGAUCAAGAAAAGUGGAAACUGUUGUACAUGAAUGACAACCUGAAGACAGACAAAUUCGUAUAUCUGGUUACCGUUUACACCGGACUAUCUAGAAACUCGGGCACCAAAAGUAACGUCAGUUUCGUCAUGACUAGUCACCUAAGGGACACCGGGGUCCGGCAUCUCACUGACGGAGUCAAAAAGGGUUUCGAGACUGGAAGUGUUUGUACUUACGUGAUGACUGCGCAGAAUAAUCUCGGCGAUUUAACUUUCCUGAAUAUUUGGCACGACAACAGCGGAGAAGGAGGGGACGCUUCAUGGAAUCUGAUUAAAAUUGUCGUUGAGGAUGCGCAAACAGGAAAGAUAUUUGUCUUUUUCUGCAAUCGAUGGUUAAGUCUGGAUUCAGAUGAAAGUUCCAUUCAAUGCACGGUGCCUGUAUCAACUCCGGAGUCCCUACGAACUUUCAAUGUAAACUUUACGGACAACAGUCGGGAAAAUAUAACAGACAGUCAUCUUUGGCUUUCUGUGAUUUAUCGCCCAGAAAAGAGUGUAUUCACUCGUUGUGAGCGCCUCUCCUGCUGUGCAGCACUGCUUUUCUUGACAAUGAUUUCAAAUGCUAUGUUCUACGGACAAGACGAAUCUGUGGAUCAGAUACAGAUCGGUCCUAUCAAAUUCGCUCUGUCCUCAAUAUAUAUUUCAUUUAUUGGGGUUAUUAUGACCUUCCCUGUUAUCCUAGCAGUAACAAUGAUCUUCAGGAAAUCAAAGUGGUCAGAAAACUCUCAUGAGCAAGAUGAAGAAGAUGUGGAAACAUUUAAAACUCGCAGUGAAGGAGAAAAAUUCCGUUUGCCAAAGAAAUGUGUGUUCGUUGCAUAUGGUAUUGUUGCUGUUUCGAUCUUGGUCUCAGGAUUUUUUGUGGUUUUGUAUAGCAUGGAAUGGGGCAAAACAAAGUCUGAAGAAUGGCUGAAGACGUUUUUCAUGUCAUUUUUCGAAUCAAUGUUUGUGGUUGAUCCAAUCAAGGUUUUUGCAAUGGCUAUAUUUUUCUCAAUCAUCAUCAAGAAAUCCCUUGAGGAUAGUGUAUACUAUACUACAAAACUACUGAAACAAUCACAAACCAGGGCUGUGGCGUUUGCGAGAGAAACCAAAAAUAUUUCGUACUAUGGAGCACCUUUCAACGAAGAAACACUCGAGAAUAUGAAACGUAAAAGAUUAAAAGAAAUGAGAGUCAAGCGUAUUCUCAUUCAACUGCUGCUCUACCUCUGCUUCUUGGCAAUUCUUUACUUUAUCAGUUACAACAACAGGGAUCUUCACUCGUAUCACAUCAGGCAUUACUUGAGCAAUCGACUUUUACACAGCCCCGACAAAAACUGUACCCUUCAAACACUGCGUUAUGACAAAAUUCGAAGUAUUGAUGACUUUUACGACUGGUUGAGAAACACAUUAAUUCCUUUCACAUUUCCUCAGCAACUGUAUAACGGUCAGCUCCUGGACGCAUUUGAACGUCAAUACAUGGAAGACCAAUCAAAUUACAGACUGGGAGCUGUUCGACUUCGUCAGCUUCGAGUCCAAGAAGAGAAGUGUUUCAUUCCCUUGUUGACUGAUUUCACAUGCUAUGCCAGCUACUUCAUAUCUUCAGAGGAUGAGGAAUCUUACUGCCAAAGCUGGGAAUCAACUUCGUGUGCAGAUAACGCAACACUCUGGUCCGCAAAGGCAUGGCAGUUUACUAGUGCCAAAGAAGUAUGGGGUGUUCCGACUAUCGGACUUCGAGGUACCUACGGAGGAGGUGGCUUCAUCGCUGAUCUUGGAAUCCAUUUAAAGUAUGCCAACAUGGUAGUGGACGAACUUUAUAACAACACGUGGAUAGAUCGACAAACAAGAGCAGUCUUUGUGGAAUUUACUCAAUACAACAGCAAUACCAACCUUUUUACGUACGUCUCACUCAUGACUGAGUUUCCUCAAACUGGUGGUGUUUUUACGACAGCCAAUAUUUAUCCAUUGAGGGUUUAUCAACACAUAGGGAACUUUGGAGUUUUUAUAUUCCUGUGUGAAAUUGUUCUUGCAGUGUGUGCAUUAAUUUUCUUCAUCCAUUUCAUUAUGCAAAUAGUCAAACACAAAAGAGCGUUUUUCAAAGACUCGUGGCGUCUAUUUGACCUCAUCAUUUUAGUUUUGACAGUAAUUAGCAUACCUAUGUAUAUAACAAGAAUGCUUUUCACUUCAUGGACUAUCGACAAGUUUACAGAACAAAAAUUCAAGUUUGUUAACUUUGGACAUAUUGCUUUAUGGGAUGAAAUACUUAACGCAUUCAUAUCUUUCCUCGUCUUCUUGACGACUCUGAGAAUUCUCCAAGUCCUGAACUACAGUCGAAACAUAACACAACUAGCCUGUGUUUUAUCUAAUGCCAGGAGGAACUUAAUGGGUUGCUUCUUUAUGUUUGCUUUGGUCUUCUUUGCCUAUGCAGGCGUUGGAUACCUUCUCUUCGGGGCUCACCUUGCAACAUACAAAAAUAUUUUUGUUUCCAUUACGACAAUAGUAAACUCACUGAUAGGACGAAAUAGUCUUCAUGGACUAAUACAAACAUGUCCGAUUAUAGCCGAAUUCUACUAUUUUACAUUUGUAAUGUUCGUCAUCUGGAUUGUAAUGACAAUGUUAAAUGCAACCCUCAACAAAAGCAUUCAGGAAAUUAGGACUGGCAUCAAAAAAGAGGAAGAAAGAUACGGAAUAGAUGACCUUCUGCAGAAUUUUCUGAAAGAUGCCUGGCAUAUUAUCAACUUAAAAUCUCACAAGAGCUCAACUGAAACCUCCAGGCAUCGUACGACUACACCUAUGACAUCCAGAGAUGUCAGUCUGCUUUUGGAGGACUUUGACGGCAUAUCCUACAAUGAUGAUGAAUAGUAUAUAGAUGCGUUUAUUGGAAAAAAUUCAAGUACCAGGGUAUCUAUGGCACAAAGAAAAUGCAUGAAGACAAUUCUAUAUGUAAAACGCUUUCCAUCCAAUUGGAAUAUGUUAAUCAUUAAAGAUGAAAGAAACGCAUACCAAAUAAGUUGUU
Saccostrea cuccullata (small rock oyster) is the source of this 7474-nucleotide messenger RNA. RefSeq lists its product as uncharacterized. The transcript is spliced from 25 exons. The coding region runs from base 1 to 7320 and encodes 2439 amino acids. Gene Ontology annotation, cellular component: membrane. Gene Ontology annotation, biological process: detection of mechanical stimulus. NCBI's taxonomy places the organism in Eukaryota, Metazoa, Mollusca, Bivalvia, Ostreida, Ostreidae. Gene Ontology annotation, molecular function: protein binding; calcium channel activity. The record is from RefSeq and is a predicted model, not a curated record.